This is a messenger RNA of Diprion similis, 464 nucleotides long. RefSeq lists its product as uncharacterized. The transcript is spliced from 2 exons. Bases 111 to 392 code for a protein of 93 amino acids. The record is from RefSeq and is a predicted model, not a curated record. Lineage: Eukaryota; Metazoa; Arthropoda; Insecta; Hymenoptera; Diprionidae.
UCAUCGUGUAUUGUGUUUGACUGUUUUUUAAUCGUUUAGUGAACGUGUUAUCGCAUAAUUUUUACCGAGUUCCACAUAUACUCCAGUGCCUUCGUUUGAGCAGCUCAAUCAUGAUCAAUCACGUACCAUUUAACAUAGGCAUGUUGCUCUUCGUGGCGAUAGUCUUUGCCUAUGACCCUCAGGACGAUUCGUUGAAGGACAUUUUACUCCCAGAAGGCCAGUUUGAGGCUUUCUACCUCAGAGGUACCCAGAAGGAGGAACAAGGAGCUGCGAGGCCACCUCAUCUGCAUGGUUCCUUCAACCAGUAUCGAAAUCCGGCCCUUGUUGGUGCUCCAAACGGUGCAGCGUACGGCUUUAGGUUCGACGGAAAGCGACGGUUCAAUUUUGACUAAUUUAAAUGAUAAAUAUUAGCUGUCUUAUAAACAUUUUACUCGCAAUGUAAGAAACGAAAAAUAUACAUACAA